Molecule: messenger RNA, 3348 nt
Organism: Neocloeon triangulifer
Lineage: Eukaryota; Metazoa; Arthropoda; Insecta; Ephemeroptera; Baetidae
Product: coiled-coil domain-containing protein 39-like
Exons: 12
Coding region: 1-2673 (890 amino acids)
Biological process (GO): cilium movement; cilium-dependent cell motility; inner dynein arm assembly
Cellular component (GO): axoneme
Source: RefSeq, a predicted model, not a curated record
AUGGACGAAAUCCUGCGCCAAGUCGGCUGGACCGAUGGAUUUAAUAUUCCAGCUCUCAGCGAUGAAAAUAGACGACUGGAGGCUGAGGUCGCGGCGAUGAUGCGGGAGAAAGCCUCCCUUAUGACUAGCGUCGCUGAACUCGACGACCUCUUAGGCUCGCUGAAUUCGCACACGCAGGAGCUCGAAACCGAAUAUUCCCAAAAUGAGACUAUGUUGGCGUCUCAACAAAAGCGACUCGACCUCGAAGAUGCCCUGAUCCGAGUGCUUCAGGGAGAGCAGAGUCGCCUGAAAAACGCAAUAGCUAUGGAUAGGCAGGAGAGAAAAGCCGUGGAGGAGCGGUGCCAGAAAAUUGAGAAACAAUUGAGAACGCCAGCACCGCGUUCCGGCGACCUGGGAGCCGUGCAGGAGCACUGGCAGAAACAAGAGGCCCUGGCAAGCCUCACAACGAACACAUUGGAAGACUUCUACAAGCAGGACGAAGUGAAGUUGAAGGAAUUAGAGCUGCAGCGGUUGCGCCUUCAGGAGCAGGUGACCGCCGCGACCAAUCGCUUGCACAAAUCAAACAGCGCCGUGGUGGCCCUUGAGCAGCAGCUGGAAACGUCUGCAAAUUUGUACAAGGUGGCGUUGGCUACCAAGGCCGAGCUGGCCGAAAGAUGGAAGUCGACUGCAAAAAGUGUCCGAGAAAAAGAUGAAAUCAACAGAGGAUUGAAGCAAGAAAUUUCUGAGCUCGGCAUUAUUCUGGAUUGCAAGCAAAAUGAUAUGAGAGAAUCAAGGGAGCUGGAAGAGAAUGAGCAGAGGAAGAACAGGGAGCUCGAGGCGCACACUCGACUCAUUGAGCACGACUUGGUCAAGUUGAGAGAUACGCUGCAGGGAAACCAAAGCACUAGUUUUGUGCUCAACGAAGAGGUCAAUAGCCUUCAACGCCAUUUGGCUGGGUGCGGCAGCGACUUGUCCGAGUUGCGAAAGCGCAGUCAGGAGUUGACAAAGCAAAUCAAGGAGAUGGAGGAGCAAAGGGACCUUAUGAAGGAGAGUUGCAUGCAGAGAAAGGCGCGUCUCGCAGACCUGAGCGGAAUGACGGAAGAUUCGGAAAAAAGAAAUUUACGUCUGGAGGAGAUGGUUCAGGAAAAGUUAAGAGCCGUAUCAAAAGGAAACCAGGACAUUCACAGAAUUGAAACUGAGACCACCAGGACAAAGCAGGAGCUCGGAGGCGUCAAGCAGAGCAUCGACAACUGCCUCGUUGCUGUCAAUGCAGAACAGGCUGCGCUCAGGAAUUCUCAGCAGCAAAAGAACGCAGUUGACAAAUUGCUGGAAAGACAUAGAGACAUGAUUCUUGAUAUUGAUUUGGGAAUCCAAAGGGCAGAGCUGAGACUCCAGAGGAUUGCAAAUGAAAAAGCUAUUGAUGCAGAAAACGCGACAAGGUUGGCAGAAAAAGAAUUGCUGCUCAAGGAAGCACUUUCUGAAAAGAAAAAUAAUUUUAUUGAACUGGAACGGGAUUUACGAAACACAGAGUCCAGUGAGAGGCAGGUUUCCCAGUCGCUUUUUACUUUGAAGGAGCAGUGUGGAGCAUUGCAAGAGGCAGAGAAAGCCUACUGGGCUGAAGUGGAGGGCGGAGACUCCAAAAUUUCUGCAAGUAGGACCGAGGUUGAGAAUAGCCAAGUGAAAGUAUCACUGAUGAAGGCGAAAGUCACCAGAAGAAGUGAAGAGCUGCUAAAGGUCAAGGCCGAAGUUCUAAGCUUGAAGAACACAGCCUUACAAGCUGACAGGGUCGGAAGACUGCAAAGUGCAGAGUUGGCGUCGGAGCUCUCUGCUCUGACAGCAGAGGUGAACGGAGCGGAACAUGAAAACUCAGAGCUCCGAGUUGCGAUCAAAAAACGAAAGCUGCGGAUUGAACAACUUCAAGGAGUUUUGGACAUGACCCUAAAAUCCAUGGAAGGAACGGGAGCUGAAAAUUUGGAUUCCAUUCAAUGCAUCACAAAGCAGCAAAUUAGGGUGGCUCAAGAAAAGGGCGAGUUGGUUCAAAAAGGCAACAUGCUUGACCUCCAUAUAAGAACGGCAGAGAAAGAAAUUCAGGCAAUGGAGCACACUUUGGCUCUGGUAAAGUCGGCUAAUGAUAGAUAUCGAAGCAGUCUAGCCCUCCCAGGUGCAACAAGUGCUGAAAGCGUGGACCCCGACUUGAUGGAAAAAAUUCAGCAGGAAGAACAACGCCAAAAUAAUUUGCGAGCCGAGUUGAAAGACAAGAAAGAGAGCGAGGCAAAAAUAUUUGCAAAGUGCCAAAAUUUAAGAGAGGAGCUUACGGAGACGGAGGGCAAGUACCAAGAGCUACUUACAGCAAGUGCAGAGCGCAGGCUGGAAGUGGGAGAGCUGGAAAGAGAUUUGGCUGACCAAGACGUGAAGCUGAGACGAGCCGUGGCACAGGCAAAGCGCCUGAAACGGGAGCUAAGGGCAGGACACUCUGAACCAACAUUUGAAGAGAGAGAUAUUCAGGUAAAGGAAAUGAAGAGAGUCAACACCUCAGCCAUGAAGCAACUUUGGGAGCUGGGACACGAAGCCAAGCCUUUGGUGGUUCAAUAUCUGCAGGAAAAGGGGCUGCCGUAUGAAAAUCAUGGGGCAGGGAAGUCAAAAGUUAAACAAAGUAGUCCAUCUUCAACAGGCGCACCUGGACAGAGUGAAUAAGAGAACAGAUUGGCCCGAUCAAAGGUAUUACAUUUAUUACGUUGACAAUCUAUAUCAAGGAAACGCAAAAGUGAAAAAAGCUAUCUACAGGACUUAAAAAUCUGCAAUUAAUCAUUCAAGAGAAUGACUGAAUAUCUUAUUGAUAUAAUGACAUUAAGGGCUGCAUAAUAGCAUUAUAAUUAAAAAUUGAUUCACAAAGCAAAUUGCAGUUUCAAUCAUCAAGAGUUCUGCCCACUUAUUUUUAUUCUUUUGCCGCUAUGUUUUGAUAUUAACCUGCACACUAAUAUACAGUUAUAUAAUUAUUAAUAGCAAUAUUUAAACUGUAAUGACAUUGUAUCUUUUGUAACCCUCAAAAUUUGUUGAGGAUAGAGCAUCUUUAAUAAUAGAAUUAAAAAAGAGAGAUGCAAAGAUGAUAAACCUUCUUAUUGGCACCGCCCUUCAAAUUUACUUUACCUCUAUCAGUCCAUGCAAUUUAAGGAAAGGCAUAGGGAGGAGAGGAUUUUUCAGCUGAGGACACCUUGCUUGCAAAGUUUAUGUGAUAAAAUCCUCUCCCCUAAGCCUAGCGCAUAUCAUCUGAUGUCUGACGUGUACUUAGUCGAAAUCUCGGUCGGGCAGUACAAUUGGGGCCACCAAUGUCCAAGAGUAGAGCGCAAUGCAGAGCCAGCUUGAGAUGAU